GCCAUUGUGAGAGAACAGUUGGAGAAGGAAGGGAAGGCAUCCUAUUGGCUGAAGGAUGUGGGCGGAGCCCAAGAAGGCAGGUUCUAUAGGACCAAAGAGGUCCACCUUCUGCUCCUGGGAACGAGAGCUUGGAGACAAGGUUGAGCAGAGCUUCCAGCUUCUUGUUCCCACCAUCUCUUCUUCUGGGGCUCCUCAGUGGCUCCUCUUUGCUCUAAUAAUCCCUCUUCUUCCUCCUCCUCCUCCUCUUGCAAAACAUGAGUGAUUUUCACCUGGACCUUGGUCCUCUGAAAGAACCUCUAGGUUUCAUCAAGCUUCUUGAGUGGCUCUUUGCAGUGCUUGCGUUUGCUUCUUGUGGCGGCUACAGAGGCGUUACUACACUUCUGGUUUCCUGUCAUGGGGUGGUGAAUAAAACAGUAGCAGCCUCUUUCAGUUAUCCUUUCAGGUUGAACACCGCCGUGUUUACUUCGCCAGAUCCCACCCGAUGCAACGGCACCUGGACGGAUUUUUACCUGGUGGGAAAUUUCUCGUCUUCGGCCCAGUUCUUCGUCACCUUUGGAGUCCUGAUCUUCUUCUAUUGCAUGAUGGCCCUGGUGUUUUACCUGGGCUAUAUGCACGCCUAUCGGAAUGGUAGCAAUUUCCCGAUGAUCGAUUACGUUUUCACUCUCUGUGCGGUCUUUCUGUGGCUAGUCAGCACCGCUGCCUGGGCAAAGGCCCUGGUUGAUAUCAAAGUAUCAACCGGUCCCCGCGUUGUGGACGAAAUACCGGCAUGCAAAAUUCUUGGAUCGUCCUGUGUCUUUGCUUCUGUAACCAGCAUGGGAAGUCUGAAUGUGUCUGUGGUUUUUGGCUUGGUAAAUAUGAUUCUGUGGUGUGGAAAUGCUUGGUUUGUAUAUAAGGAGACGAGUCUGCACCAACCUAACAGUAAUUCUCCAAAAUCAGGGUUCUAUCCACCAACAUCAGGCAUCUGAAGUGUUGUCGAUGUAAUGCUAAAAUGGCCGUGUUUCACUUUGUUGACAAGUCUGAAUAUUUCUGUAUUUCAAAAUCGUUUACGAUUAACUUUCACACCUGUACAGUUUGGGGGAGAAAACGCCUGGUGUAUGUAGGAAAUGAGUAUUUUGAAAGAAUUGAUUUACUUCAUUGAAUGUAGUCUAGUCAAAUGCUUGGACAAUGUUGUCAUCUUAGGAAAAAAAAAAAGUAUUUUGGGCCCAGUACAUUUCGGUUGUAAUGAUAAACUGCAUUUGACAAUUCUUGCCUGUAUAAUCCUACUCACGUUAUACUGUACUUAACGUUUUGUCCUAAAGAGAGAUUUAAAAUAAUUGUUGCGCAUUCUAUCGAGGCUUAGGAUUUGGCAGAUUUACUGUCUGUUUAAACAGUUGCCUGAUUUAAAAAAGUUUCCUCCACAUCAGAAAGUACUUUUUUUUUUUUUGUAUUUGUGAUUUCAGUGUAACUGUUCAACUGGUACUAUAUAAAAAAUAGUUUGGCUACAGCUUGAAUACUCUGUGAUUAAUAACUGAGGUAAAUCUAAAUGUUUGAGCUGAUCGACAGACGACCACCAGUGAUCUCUUUUAAAUUGAAAAAGUUCUCCCUGAUCUUGAGAAUGCAACUUAUACCCAGGGAAGGAUGAAAGUCUUAAGAAAACUUUCAAUUACUUCGACGUUUGACUGCUUAAACACAGAUGCUUAAUGUUUUUGAGCAUUGUCUCUGACAUGUACUGCUGUACAUUAAGAUUCGGUUCAAUUUAAUAAACUGACAUUUCUAGAAAUUG
Crotalus tigris (Tiger rattlesnake) is the source of this 1762-nucleotide messenger RNA. It is a transcript of the gene SYPL1, whose product is annotated as synaptophysin like 1. The transcript is spliced from 5 exons. Lineage: Eukaryota; Metazoa; Chordata; Lepidosauria; Squamata; Viperidae. Bases 255 to 965 code for a protein of 236 amino acids. Gene Ontology annotation, cellular component: synaptic vesicle; synaptic vesicle membrane. The record is from RefSeq and is a predicted model, not a curated record.